UACUGAGUUAUUUAAUGAAAACGGGAGGAAAUCUAUUUUUCUGGAUCUAAGAAAAGUUAAAUGUACGUGUUGGGACGUUAGAAUGUAUUUAAGUUUUAUUUUUUUUUAAAUGUGUGAAUGUUUUGCUAUCUUACCUAAAUGGUGAUUGGUGAUUGUAUUCAAAACAACGUAGCGAGGAAUUCAGGUGAAAUUUUGUAAAUGUGGAAGAUGCUUCAUAGUUUAAGAAAAACAACCUAGGUUAUUUAAUAAGAUCGACAGGACACAAUUCAUCAUGUUUAUCACAGAAAUAUUAUAUUUCUUGAAAACUUCUAAAAUUAAAUCAACUUAGUAAUAUCAGUAUUUUCACGCGUAUGAUUAAAUAGAUUUAAAUUUUCAUUCCAUAGUAUUUAUUGAUAGUCUAAAUAACAUUUUUUAAAUAGCUCAAUUCAUUUAAGAUUUGUUUGAUGACAAGGACGCCAAAUUUUAAAUGUUGUAGAUAGAGUAACAUAACUUCUUUAAGGUGGACUGUCCGUUGUGUGGGUACUGUUAUAUGCGACACUGCCAUCUUGCUGGACGAUCACGUGACAUUUUGUGUCUCACGCAGACCGAUGGGGAAUACAUUUACAAAUGCUUGAUAACAGACAGGACGGGAUAACAACUGGUAACCAAGGAAUCAUGAGUCAUACAUCACCAUGCAGGUGUAUGCUGGUAGUUAUCGUUAUCGUCUGCGGUAAGUUGACUAAUGCUGUACUGACAAUGCUGUCUCCUCUGAGUUACACUUGAGGUGGAACUAAUUUUUUUUUAAACUUUACCUAGAUCAUUUUAAUCUUUAAAAAUAUCUACUUUUAUGCUACAAAUAUUCCAGUUUUCUAUUUGAUUAUCUAUACAGCAAUGUAGCAGUCACCACGACGAAAUAUUACACGUAUUAUAUAUGUAUAUGUAUUUUACAUAUCAUAUGACAUUAAGCAAUUUGUCUUUGGGGAACCGUCCUUAAGUUAUUUAUCAAAAUGUCUAAUGACCUUAAUUAAAAUUAUGAUCACCCGGGUCCAGCAUUCAGAUCGCUGACACCACAAAUUAAAAGGCGCCCUCUCUGGGAUUAGGAUUCUGACAAGCAAAUCAAAUUCCUAUCUCUAAGUAUUACGUUUUUUUUUUGUUUUUUUUUUUUUUGUAACGAUGAAAUGGUGAUGAUGUUACUUGUAUUUAUUACUUAUUUUAUUUAUUUACAUUCACAGACGUCCAUGAUUAUCUAACAAAGCAUGAUGGCCAGAACUCCAAGACUUUUUAGCAUUUUUUUUUUUUGUUUUUUUUUUUUUUUGUAACGAUGAAAUGGUGAUGAUGUUACUUGUAUUUAUUACUUAUUUUAUUUAUUCACAUUCACAGACGUCCAUGAUUAUCUAACAAAGCAUGAUGGCCAGAACUCCAAGACUUUUUAGCAUCACAACAUUUAUUUACUGAAUAAUGUACACCACAUGAAAUCUUAUCAUAAACCAGAGCAAACAUAAUUGUCAUCACUUCUUCCACGUCGUAUUUGUUGAAUCAACAUUAAGAUGCUGUUUUAAUACAAAAGUAAUCAUAGCAAGAAUAAAGAGAUGUACUCAACGGCAAUCCAUCCGGUUUCUUCCCUGUGUAUCCCUUAACUUCCUGGUUCUUUAAUUUAAAAAAAAAACAACAAUACAUUAUUCUGAAACAAACUUAAUAAUCUACAAAUUUGAUCUGUGACAGUUUAAAAAAAGUAAAAUGAAAAGGAAAAAAAAUAACAGCCGAUUGAUCUGUUUCAUCCAAAACUAGAGAAGACGCGGUCAUUUUCAACUGGUCAACUCUACAACACAAAGGUCAUUUAUUUCAGGAUUUAUGCAUUUCUUUAUAAAAGAGAACAAAAAGUUUUGUUGACUCUGACCGUCCAUCAUGUCCAGACAUGGGUGGCUUGGACUUGGGGAGGCGAGGUCAAGAUUUUUACCAAGCUGUUUUUAAAUGAAUCAUUUUAUGGAACUGUUUUUUUAAUGUCAUGUUUUUCUUUUCUUUUUGCUAAUUUUUAUGUGCAGAGUGGUGGGCCUUACCCUAAGCUGGGGUACCGUGCACUAUGAGACCACGUUUAUUCAUAAUAAUAAUAGUAAUACAUUUUCUAGAUAUUAAUUGAAUUGUUAUGUUCAGAUAUUUUUGUAAACAUUUUGAUGUCCGACAAUCCAGGAUCGCCUGGCAAACGACUUACUUUUUUUACAUAUCUCACAUUUGUACCUAUUUGUACCAACUUUUUCCACCUUCAGUUCAGUGGCGUAUUGUACGUGGGGGCUGCACGUUUCCAUCUGACAUCCGGGACAAGUGGACACGAAGUCGGGACUCCAGAAAUCUGACGUUCACGAACACACAGGUGUCCGGCAUGAGUGUCAAGUGGAACACGCAGACGAUGGAUCCUUUUCUGUGCCACUCCACUUCCGGCAAUAAAUACGUCAUGUAAGUAUGUAGGGAAUGCUCUUCAAAUAAAUACACGUCAUGUAAGUAUGUAGGGAAUGUUCUUCAAAUAAAUACACGUCAUGUAAGUAUGUAGGGAAUGCUCUUCAAAUAAAUACACGUCAUGUAAGUAUGUAGGGAAUGCUCUUCAAAUAAAUACACGUCAUGUAAGUAUGUUGGGAACGCUCUUCAAAUAAAUACUCGUCAUGUAAGUAUGUAGGGAAUGCGCUUCAAAUAAAUACACGUCAUGUAAGUAUGUAGGGAAUGCUCUUCAAAUAAAUAGACGUCAUGUAAGUAUGUAGGGAAUGCUCUUCAAAUAAAUACACGUCAUGUAAGUAUUUAGGGAAUGCUCUUCAAAUAAAUAGACGUCAUGUAAGUAUGUAGGGAAUGCUCUUCAAAUAAAUACACGUCAUGUAAGUAUGUAGGGAAUGCUCUUCAAAUAAAUACACGUCAUGUAAGUAUGUAGGGAAUGCUCUUCAAAUAAAUAGACGUCAUGUAAGUAUGUAGGGAAUGCUCUUCAAAUAAAUACACGUCAUGUAAGUAUGCAGGGAAUGCUCUUCAAAUAAAUACACAUCAUGUAAGUAUGUAGGGAAUGCUCUUCAAAUAAAUAGACGUCAUGUAAGUAUGUAGGGAAUGCUCUUCAAAUAAAUACACGUCAUGUAAGUAUGUAGGGAAUGCUCUUCAAAUAAAUACACGUCAUGUAAGUAUGUAGGGAAUGCGCUUCAAAUAAAUACACGUCAUGUAAAUAUGUAGGGAAUGCUCUUCAAAUAAAUACACGUCAUGUAAGUAUGUUGGGAAAGCUCUUCAAAUAAAUACACGUCAUGUAAGUAUGUUGGGAAUGCUCAUCAAAUAAAUACUCGUCUUGUAAGUAUGUAGGGAAUGCGCUUCAAAUAAAUACACGUCAUGUAAGUAUGUAGGGAAUGCUCUUCAAAUAAAUACACGUCAUGUAAGUAUGUUGGGAAUGCUCAUCAAAUAAAUACUCGUCAUGUAAGUAUGUAGGGAAUGCGCUUCAAAUAAAUACACGUCACGUAAGUAUGUAGGGAAUGCUCUUCAAAUAAAUACACUUCACGUAAGUAUGUUGGGAAUGCUCUUCAAAUAAAUACACGUCAAGUAAGUAUGUAGGGAAUGCUCUUCAAAUAAAUACACGUCAUGUAAGUAUGUUGGGAAUGCUCUUUAAAUAAAUACACGUCAUGUAAGUAUGUUAGGAAUGCUCUUCAAAUAAAUACACGUCAUGUAAGUAUGUUAAGAAUGCUCUUCAAAUAAAUACAUGUCAUGUAAGUAUGUAGGGAAUGCUCUUUAAAUAAAUACACGUCAUGUAAGUAUGUAGGGAAUGCUCUUCAAAUAAAUACACGUCAUGUAAGUAUGUAGGGAAUGCUUUUUAAAAUUGUUUGCGGUUACUUUGUAAUGUCUAGUAGUUACAUUUCAUUUACAAUUUUUUUUUUUUUUUGCUAUAGACAGUUCGGUAAUUAGAGAAAGAAUGUUCUAGUGGUUUUUUCCCUAAGAUCACUUUGGGUAAAAUUAUACGCUUAACUAUUACUAGCGUUGAGAUGAAAGCCGGACACUAUAAUCUAUUACAAGAAUGUUACAAAGCAAAUUCACAAAGUAUAUUCUAUAGGAAACCCCGUAAGUCAGUCGGGACGUGUGGGUCAGUUAGUCAGACGGGACGUGUGGGUCAGUUAGUCAGACGGGACGUGUGGGUCAGUUAGUCAGACGGGACGUGUGGGUCAGUUAGUCAGACGGGACGUGUGGGUCAGUUAGUCAGACGGGACGUAUCGGUCAGUUAGUCAGACGGGACGUGUGGAUCAGUUAGUCAGACGGGACGUGUUUGUCAGUUAGUCAGUCGGGAUGUAUGGGUCAGUUAGUCAGUCGGGACGUAUGGGUCAGUUAGUCACACGGAGCGUAUGGGUCAGUUAGUCACACGGGACGUAUGGGUCAGUUAGUCGGUUGGGACGUAUGGGUCAGUUAGUCAGACGGGACGUAUGGGUCAGUUAGUCAGAUGGGACGUAUGGGUCAGUUAGUCAGACGGGACGUAUGGGUUAGUUAGUCAGACGGGACGUAUGGGUCAGUUAGUCAGACGGGACGUAUGGGUCAGUUAGUCAGACGGGACGUAUGGGUCAGUUAGUCAGACGGGACGUGUGGGUCAGUGAGUCACACGGGAGUAUGGGUCAGUUAGUUAGACGGGACGUAUGGGUCAGUUAGUCAGUCGUGCAUAAGCCAACGAAUAGAAACGUUAUUGGAUGUAAGUUUUUUGUUCAAUUUAUUCAGCAGAUAUUUUGGGACAAUUUUAAAAUGACCUAACCGAUGAAACAUCCUAAGGAUACAUUGUUAAAUGACCUAACCGAUGAAAUAUCCUCAGGAUACAUUGUUAAAGUGACCUAACCGAUGAAACAUCCUAAGGAUACAUUGUGAAUGUGACUGAAUUGAUAAAGAUUCUUUGUUAAAAUGACUUGUUGAUGCAUUGUUGAAAUGACUUAUGUAAUGUUGAACCUUUGAUGAUAGACUUGGGCACAUUUUGACCAUGGUUAAAAUGACUUGGCCUCUGACCAAGAAACUGGACGACCCAAACUGACCUUCCUAAGACAUCAUUUUGUCUAAGGUCAGUGCUCUCAUCUUUCACUCUGCCUCCUUUGGGUGCUUGACUAUGCAGCUGCCUGGAAUAAGUUAACCGUGUUAAAUAAAGUCCCACUUCUCUUUACAGAUAUGCCAAUUACACUGGUUUGCUUGGAACAGACAGCUACUAUGUCUGUUGGGAACUGGUCAGAGUAACUGCUAAUGCAUAUAUCAUCUAUGACCUAUCAGGUAACACUGGAUAACAUUUAAGACCCAUCAGGUAACACUGGGUAACAUUUAAAACAUAUUAGGUAACACUGGGUAACAUUUACGACCUAUCAGGUAACACUGGGUAACAUUUGUGGGACCUAUAAGAUAACACUGGGUAAUAUUUUUUUAAAAUUUUGUUUAAAUAUCAAGUAACAAGGGGUAACAUGUAUGACCUAUCGGAUAACACUGGAUAACAUUUGUGACCUAUCAGGUAUCAUUGUGUAACAUUUAAGACCUAUCAGGUAACACUGUGUGAUAUUUAUGACCUAUCAGGUAAUAAUGAGUAACAUUGUGACCUAUCAGGUAACACUGGGUAACAUUUGUGACCUAUCCAGUAAUUAUGCGUAAUUUUUGUGACCUAUCCGGUAACAAUGGGUAACAUCUAUGACAUAUCAGGUAACAACGCAGCCUGUAUGGCCUACAAGGUAACAGUGAAAUACAGUGGCCGAACCAAACUACUCCAUCCAACUACUGAACCUGCUUAAAUUAAUAACUUUCUAUUCAGGUAUCGUAAAUGGGACUGGCUUCGAAUCAGGAAGAAAUGGCUAUGUGCUGCCAGGUGAUAACCCACUGGACAUUACGAAAGCUUGCAGCAAGAGCGUCACGACAGAGUUCUUUUCAACCCUGAUUAAAUCUGGUAACAUUAAUUUAUAAGGAACUUUUUACAAUGAACUGCCGACCUUGACCUUGAUAUGCCCCUUGGCGAUGUAGUCCUUUUGUGUAUAUCCGCUGACAAAACUUGACAGAUUCUUACCUUUAUAUAUCCCUUCAAUGAAACCAACGGUGCUUAAAAUAUGGCGACUUCACCUUUUGUAGACUGUUUAUCGACACUUGUACCCAACACACACACACAGAGGGAGAGAGAGAGAGAGAGAGAGAGAGACAGAGACAGACACACAGACAUACAAUACUUUUACAAUAUAUAAAUGUCACACAUUAAAAUAUUUUAAAUUUAAAUUGUACAGCAGAAAAUGCAGUAUAUCGAUGUCGAUAUAUUUAACAUGAUGUAAAUUGUAUUCGUUUAGGAAUAUCUAUUAUAUUAGGAUUAUAGGAUUAUAUUAUAUUCUAUUAGGAAAAUCCGAUAAGAAUGUUGAAAUGUUUUUACUUAAAUCAGACCCCCGUUUCUUGUUCAAUAAAUCAACAUUUCUUGACCUGUUCAACGAAUUAUGCCUCGGUUAACCUUUAAAUGGAUCACCCUUUCAUUUCCCGUCCAAUUAAUCAUCCAUACAUUCUCUGUUCAAUGAAUUAUUCCUUCAUUCCGCGUAAAAUGAAUCACCCCUCCUUUCCAUGUUAAAUGAAUCACCCUUCUGUUCCCUGUUAAAUGAAUCAUCCCCCCGUUCCCUGUUAAAUGUAUCAUCCCCCUGUUCCCUGUUAAAUGAAUCAUCACUCCAUUCCCUGUUAAAUGAAUCACCCUUCCGUUCCCUGUUAAAUGUAUCAUCCCCCCGUUCUUUGUUAAAUGAAGCAUCACUCCGUUCCCUGUUAAAUGAAUCCCUCUUCCGUUCCCUGUUAAAUGAAUCAUCCCUCCGUUCCCUGUUAAAUAUAUCAUCCCCCAGUUCCCUGUUAAAUGAAUCAUUCGCCGGUUCCCUUUUAAUUGUAUCAUCCCCCCGUUCCCUGUUAAAUGUAUCAUCCCCCCGUUCCCUGUUAAAUGUAUCAUCCCCCCUUCCCUGUUAAUUGUAUCAUCCCCCCGUUCCCUGUUAAAUGAAUCAUCCCUUCGUUCCUCGACAUGUUAUUUUCCACCUGGAUCGACUGAUCACAAGUCUAGCACAAUCUUAACACCCAGGGUCGACAUCAAAUGAUGUAGCGGUGGCCUGCCCUUCAGUUCUGAACGCAACCUUCUCCUAUGGAACAUGUCCCACCACGGCCCUCGACUUUUGCCCAAACGGGAAGACCGGGGUCAUGGACUACACAGCAUGUACAACUCUAGUCUUUCGAUCAGGUGAAACUCAUCAACUCUUUACAUAAGUUACAUUGUUUUAGAGUAGGUAACACAUUUAUUUAAAUGACUAGCUGCCAACAAAAUGACAGUUGAUCAGAAAAAUGGAAAAGUUGCAUAUAUCAGUCUUACUAGAACUAUUUUUUGAAAUGUUCUUGAGUGCUACAUGUGCCAUUGAUUGCUACAUAUGUCAUUGUUUGCUACAUUUGUCAUUGGUUGCUACAUCUUUCAUUGACGCUACACAUAUGUCAUUGAUUGCUAUAAUUUUCAUAUAUGCUACAUUUUUAUUUAUUACUACAUUGGUCAUUAAUUUGCUACAUUUUUAUUGAGUGCUACAUUUGUCAUUGAGUGCUACAUUUUUCAUUGAUUGCUACAUUUUUCAUUGAGUGCUACGUCUUUCAUUGAUUGCUACAUUUGUCAUUGAGUGCUACAUUUUUCAUUGAUUGCUACAUUUGUCAUUGAGUGCUACAUUUUUCAUUGAUUGCUACAUUUUUCAUUGAGUGCUACAUCUUUUAAUCAUUGCUACAUUUGUCAUUGAGUGCUACAUUUUUCAUUGAUUGCUCCAUUUGUCAUUAAUUUGCUACAUUUUUCAUUGAUUGCUACAUUUGUCAUUGAGUACUACAUCUUUCAUUGAUUGCUACAUUUGUCAUUACUUUGCUACAUUUGUCAUUGAUGCUACAUUUUUCAUUGAUUUCUACAUUUUUCAUUGAGUGCUACAUUUGAAGAAAGAGUUUCCCCCGUUCCUGUGCCUGUUGCAUUCUAACGUCUUGGCUUCAUCAUUUCAGUCAGUGGCCAGGUGACAUGCAUGGGUCAAGUGGCUAGGGGUACGGACAUUUAUCUCAAUUUGUUUGAGCCUGGGAGCGUUAUUUGUUGGGUGAGUGGUACAUACAACAAUUUAAUGUAUGCCUCAUUAACUAUAAUGCAUCAAUUUAUUGGUUGAGGAGGGCACAUGAAAUAUUUUCAUCUUCCUGUAGUUUGGGAGCUAUAGGGUGCGGUGAUGCGGACCGCACCUGGUUGACACCAUUUCAAGGUGAAAAAUUACAUAUUUGCAGGGCGCUCACUAUCCCAGCGUAACCGAAUCUCACAAAAGGAUAACCGAUUAAAUGUACACUUUCCACACGUGUAACCAAUCGAACUGCGUGCUUUAUUAAAAGUUCAAGGCUGAUGCGUCAGACAUGUGGUGACCCUAUGACAAGUCAGAAAAACACCAUGAUUCAACGCCGAUUGAGGUGUUAGGUAAAAUUUCAUGACAAGAAGCAUUGGCACCGAAUACGAUGUGGUCGAAAGAUUCUAACUACAUGUUAAAAUUAUUAAAGAGAUUUACCUCCUGGCCCUCAUUUAAUUUUUUUUUUGUUUGCGUGUGCUUGUCGUUGUUAUAAUGUGGACUCAUUUUAACUAGAAGAAAUCCAACGUGGAAUUCGGGGGGGGUGAUGGGGAGAGUGGGGGAUGGGGUGAAACAAUAAGUUGACCUCACCGGGUGAGACCAACCCUAGUGAAACUACGGGGGGGGGAGGGGGGGUGGCAUAAAUCCAACGUGGAAUUCGGGGGGGGUGAUGGGGAGAGUGGGGGAUGGGGUGAAACAAUAAGUUGACCUCACCGGGUGAGACCAACCCUAGUGAAACUACGGGGGGGGGAGGGGGGGUGACACCAUUAGUUCACCGCACCGGGUGACACCAGCCCUAGUGGCGCCACUGGUUUUAUGAAAAUACUUGUUCUUUACAACUGCUUUGUGUUCAUGCGUGCUGUCUUAAAGUUAAAUAGAGUGUUUAAGAAUUAAAAUGUUACUCACGUAUGUUCCUUGUUAAAUCAAUUAGAGGUCUUCUCUUUUGCUCGUGUGUUGUUUGUUGAGUCGAAGUCUUCCGAAGUCUAAUUGACCCACCUCCAGUCAUCGCAUCGAGCUGAAACUUGGAACAUAAAAUCGUUGCCGAUGACAACACAUUUUAUCAAAUUUUCAGCCCCACCCCAACCCACCCUUAAACCCUCAAAAUCAGUUUUUCCUAUAUUAAGAUAAAGAAAAUAUGAUUUCUUUUUCAAUUGGUGCGUGUUUUGGUCAAGAGAUUACUUGUGUUGCCCUUGCUAUGUGCUUUGUAUUUGUGGUGAAUUUGGGUUCAAAUAUAUUUUUAGUUUAUUAAGUUCUGCAUGCAAUAAGGUUGAUAAAAAUAGCAUUCCCGUACCGACAAUUAGUUUUUGCAGUCACAUAAAUGAUAAAUUACUUAGUAUUACGUAAUUGCAAACCAAAGAUAUGCAUAUAAAUGAAUUGUAUGAAAAAUUUGUUUUAGAUGUUGAUUAAUUUUGAAUACUAUUAUUUCAGAAAUCGGGCCUUUAAAAAAUUAAAUCCCCGUUAAGACAUUUUCUGAUAAUAAACUUUGGUAGCCCUGAAGUCAGUUUUCUUUAUUUUAUUGUGUUAAUUACUUUUUUAGUUUUUAGUUUUGGAGACGACAUGUUUGUUGCCAUGUUUGUCGCCAUGUUGGUCGCUAUGUUCGUCGCCAUGUUUGUCGCCACCUUUGUCGCCAUGUUUGUCGCCAUGUUUGUCGCCAACUUUGUCGCCAUGUUUGUCGCCACCUUUGUCGCCUGUUUGUCGCCAUGUUUGUCGCCAUGUUUGUCGCCAUGUUUUCCUGGAUAGUUGUUACCGGUAACUUAAAGAAAUGAGCGUUAAGCAUUUCAUUUCUGUUAUAAUGCAACGAUUCAAUGAUUUCUUCUAUUAGCAUAAUUAAUUAAAUUAAAGUUUUGCCAAUUUUUUAUCUCAUAAGUAUAUUAAAACAUUUUUUUUAAAAAUCCUUUACCAUAGAGAGUUCCAGACAAGGGAAGUAAUUCGAUCUCAGUGGAGUACUUCACUGGCGACUGUACGACUGUGAACAACGGGGGCUCGGAUACCAUCACACUGACGCAGACGAAGAAUUGUGAUCUUACCACAACAACAGCCUCCACAACCACAACCACACCAUCCACCGUGACAACGAAAUCGACAACGUCUUUGUCUAGCACAGGUAGUCACGUAGCACAGGUAGUCAUGUAGCCCAGUUAGUCACGUGGCACAGGUAGUCAUCUAGCGCAGGUAGUCAUGUAGCCCAGGUAGUCACGUGGCACAGGUAGUCAUGUAGCGCAGGUAGUCAUGUAGCCCAGGUAGUCACGUGGCACAGGUAGUCAUGUAGCGCAGGUAGUCAUGUAACACAGGUAGUCAUGUAGCACAGGUAGUCACGUAGCACAUGUAGUUAUGUGGCACAGGUGGUCAUGUAGCACAGGUGGUCUCGUUUGUCUACGACUUCAUUUCCGCUGACGUCUACGCGGUAGCCAUGUAGUAACUAUCUCUCAUUUGUCCAGCAAAGGUAGCCAUGUAGAAACUAUCUCUCAUUUAUCCAGCAAAGGUAGCCAUGUAGAAACUAUCUCUCAUUUGUCCAGCAAAGGUAGCCAUGUAGAAACUAUCUCUCAUUUGUCCAGCGAAUGUAGCCAUGUAGAAACUAUCUCUCAUUUGUCCAGCAAAGGUAGCCAUGUAGAAACUAUCUCUCAUUUGUCCAGCAAAGGUAGCCAUAUAGAAACUAUCUCUCAUUUUUCUAGCAAAGGUAGCCAUGUAGAAACUAUCUCUCAUUCGUACUAUAGACGAUGAAUCGUGUUUUGAUUGUAACAACGUAACAGGGAUCAUGGGUAAAUAAUUUUUUUUAAAAAGCCGGUGAGACUGAAUUAUAGUUCCUGGAAACCGACCCAAAAAAUCCUUAACACGCGAACCUAGGGCGCCAACUUCCAUCAACACAUCGUUACACCUGGGGUGCAGCUAGGUUCAGGCAGAUUGUCCACGACAACGUGGAGAGGCCUCGACGUGCCGCUGGGGGCCUCGUGUGUCAUGAUGGUGUGAUAUUGCUACCAGUAGCCAAUAGGCUUUUUUCGAAACUCUUUUAAAAUAACAUUAGAAUAAGAGUACACUAAUUUGAGCAAUCACAAACGGAAUCAACUUUUUUUUUAUCAUCCUUUCGAAACGAAUGACGUGGAUCAGGAUAAGACUACCGCAAGUAUGGUUAACCUCUUUAUUUAGCGGAGUUACGCCCCCUGGUGACACAUCGGAACAAUAAUAUCACGUGUCAGGAAUCAGCUUUAUUUCAAACGUGUUUCCAGAUUUGUUUGCACUUAGUCAAACACAGGUAAAAUAUGAUUCUACCUUUGAUGAAAAUUUGAUGCAGAAAUAGACUUUGAUACCCUUUAAACUAACAUACAAGAAACAGUGAAUACACUUUUGAAACAAAAAAACCCUGUUAUUUUCAAAAAAACUAAGUGAAGAAAAAUCUCUCAUUCAGAUCCCAGUGCAACCACAGCCGGGACCAAGUCACCAUCAAGUUCUAGCGACUCGGCUGCUGUAGGAGUUGGGGUCGGGGUCAGUUUUGGGGUCAUUGCACUGAUCGCCUUGUGUGUCCUUGCCGUUAUUCUGAUCAGGAAAAAUAACCUCAUGGUCAAAGUGGCGGGUAAGUUUGUUUGUAGUGUCAUGGGCGCGGUCAUGACGGCACAAUGUUUGCAGGGCGCAAAAAAAAAAAAAAAAAACAAAAUAAUGUUUCAGCCUCACUCCCAUGGAGAUGUUGAAAAAUAUAUAUUUCGCUACCGUAAGACUUAGAAUAUAUAUGUGUCUUUAGUGCCAUGAGGCGUGUCUAGUUAACGACACUCAUCCGAGACCAUCUUCUGCAAACGAUCAUUUGUCCGUAAAAUGUCAUGAACCUAUUGAAGACCCAAUUCUUUGUCAGAAGACAAAUGUAUUGUUUGACUACUUAAAUAUUUUUCCUAUUUGUGGGUUUAACUGAGAAAAAUGUUGACAUUCAAGUUGCUUCCUGUAACUGUUUCGAUAAAUAAACUGUUUAAUCACAAUUUUUAUUAAUAAAUGUUCAAUGAAAAAUGUUCAGUCACAACUGUUCAAUCAUAUUCCGAUCCUCAGAUCUGAGAAGUAAGCAGAAAGCCUCGGCUGAAAAGAAGAAAGCGAAAAUCGCAAAGAAUGAGAACCCUGAAAACAGUGACGUGAAUCCUAUUAUAAACGGCAGAGAAACGAUAACUCGGCCAAACACCCGCUUACCUCCCAUUACUAAUGGAAAGGCUCCUCCCCCUAACGGUUAAGGAGGCUAACGAUCUUCAUCUUGACUGUUUGACUUGUUUACAGGCUAAAGUGUUUAAUGUUUUUAUAUUAUGUUUACUGUUAUUGGCAGGGAGGAGACAUUUACAGGAAACUCUGAAGAAAGACAAUAACAAAAAGUGAACGUUUCGGCCAAAAGCCUUCGACAGCAAAGCAAGUAAAAGACGGAGACAAACUCACUUAGUUAGUUUAGACUUGUAGUCCACAGGGAAUGGUAGACACAUUCAACUAAGAAAGUGACCCAUGAAAUCAAAGAAGAUGCGUUUUUAUUUAUAUCUCAUCUUUUAUGUUUUAAAGAUUUUUUUGAGAUUGACAGGUUUUUCUCUACCAUUUGUAAAUGUAUUAUUGCUUUAACAACCACAGAGUCCUCCCUGUAUUUAUUAUUUUAAUUUUACUAUCAUAAUGAUUUUAGUAUUAUUAUUAUUAUUAUUAUGUGGUUUUAUGCAGCGCAGUACCCCAGCCUAGGGCCUGGCUCACUGCGCUUCACAUAAAAAUUAGUGCUACAGAAACGUUAACAUAUACAAACAACGAUUGAUGAAAAGUUUGACCUCACCCACCCAAGCACUAUCUACCCAUGUGUAGCCACGGACAGCGCCCAGAAAAGUCGAGCGUUUUUUAUCAGUUAGAGUGGUGAGAAUGAGUCGGUAUUGUAGAGUUUGAAGAGAUGGGUCUUGAGGGCAGUUUUGAAGAGAUGAGUCUUGAGGGCAGUUUUGAAGAGAUGAGUCUUGAGGGCAGUUUUGAAGAGAUGGGUCUUGAGGGCAGUUUUGAAGAGAUGGGUCUUGAGGGCAGUUUUGAAGAGAUGAGUCUUGAGGGCAGUUUUGAAGAGAUGGGUCUUGAGGGCAGUUUUGAAGAGAUGGGUCUUUAUGGCAGUUUUGAAGAGAUG
Lymnaea stagnalis (great pond snail) is the source of this 13167-nucleotide messenger RNA. The record is from the annotation of a GenBank genome assembly. Lineage: Eukaryota; Metazoa; Mollusca; Gastropoda; Lymnaeidae.